GGGAUGCUGAGGUAGGCUUGCCCGUUGCUAGCCAGUUAGCCACGUUAGCUGUGUCUGGUAAUCCUGGCAGAAACAGUCGUUUCUUUUUGUCCUUUCAAACAAAAUCACCCGAAGGAGAUAUACUGCCAGCCAUGGAGAGGAUACAGCGGAUGUGGUCGUCUUUUGUAUUCCCUCGUAUCGUCAGCUUUUGGUUAGAUGUCAAUGUCAUAGUUUGCAGCUAGGGUUGUCUCGUUAGCUCAGCUAGCCUGUGUCUGGUUAACACAGGGCCAAGGCCAAGGCCAAGCGAGAAAAGGGAGGCCGUCGGGCAUUUGCUCUGUAGGUGGACAGAGGAGGAGAGGAGAGGAGUAGCACCUCAGGUUUUGGACCAGAACGUCUUUUAGAGUUGCCUCCACCAUCCUCAUCAUCAUCACUGUUACCCUCAGCUGAGCCAUGUCUUCGUCAGGGUGCUGCCACCUACCCGGCUCCCUUUGUGAUUACUCCGGGAAUGCUGAAUCUGAUGCCUCCAAGGAUUCUGAGGAGUCUGAUUCUACUGCACAGGCCCAGUACAUUGCCAAGGUUACAGCUAAAGAUGGCCGCCCACUCUCCACUGUUGUCAAAGCAGUGAGCUUGCAGAGUGAUGUUGGUAUGUGUCGGAUUUGUCACGAGGGAGCUGGAGGAGAGACACUACUCUCGCCCUGCGACUGCACAGGAACGCUGGGUAAAGUACACAAGAGCUGCUUGGAGAAGUGGCUGUCCUCCUCCAACACCAGCUACUGUGAACUCUGUCACACAGAGUUCACUGUUGAACGGCGACCACAACCACUCACACAGUGGCUGAAGGACCCCGGCCCUCGCAGUGAGAAGCGCACGCUGCUGUGCGACAUGGCCUGCUUCCUUCUCAUCACGCCACUGGCAGCCAUCUCCGGCUGGCUGUGUCUUAGGGGCGCCCAGGACCACCUGCAGUUGAAGAGCAGACUCGAAGCUGUUGGCCUCAUCGCCCUCACCAUCGCCCUCUUCACCAUCUACAUCCUCUGGACACUGGUGUCAUUUCGGUAUCACUGUCAGUUGUACUCCGAGUGGAGGAGGACCAAUCAGAAAGUGCGUCUGCUCAUGCCUGACAUGAAAGGGGCGCACACCACCCAGCGUUCGGUGCCGACCAAGUCGACCAAGAAAAUGACUGAUGAGACCAUCGUAUGAGUGCAGAGCAGUGGCAAGAGGAAUAUUUAAAAAUAACGCCCACUGAAGCACUCUCUAAAAACAAAAUAAAUCAUAUAAAUGAACUUUUGCACUUCAUAUGGACCAUUCUGAGAGGGAAAAGCUACUUUCUCCUUCUGUUUUCUUUUAUUGAAGCACUUGAUGUAAACUACUAAGGUAUUGACCAACCACAAGAGUGGUUUUGGGAAGAACUCAUUCCGGAGUCAUGUCGAUGUUGAAACACAGAGUUGUCAUCGGACAGCCAGUGCUGGGAUGUGAACGACCGACACACAUGGAUAAUGGACUAACCAGCCAAACUCUAUGUCCGUGACACAAACUUAUGAAAUACUAAGACACAAGCUAAUGUAGCAGGAUAUAACUGAAUCAGCAUGCUACUACAGUAUAAUAUGAAACAUAUUCACACUACCUAUAAUUCCCCCAUGCCCCUUCACAAUGUAUUUAGCUGUUUUUGAACAAUGGGCAGCCAAUAGCCCAGCGGAGGAUAAUUAUCUAAAAACAUGAUUGACAAAGUCUAUCUGUGAAUAUUCUUUCUUGACAAAUAGAGGACGACAGUCUCUCCUACCAACGUUCUUGUCUAUAAUCUGAACCCUUUUAAAGUUUCCAGGUAAAGCUUUAUCAUUGCUGUCUAAACAGUGACACUAAUCAUUUUUCUGUUUAGACAGCGGCUGAGACAUCACAUAUCUAUCACACGUGUUCGGGGUCAGUGAAGAUUGUAGUAUAUGGGAUAAUACUAACUGCAUCCGUAAAGCGGCAGCACAGUAUCGCAUAAGAAAAAGUAUUGACAGUGUGGAAAAGUGUUUACACUCCAAUUGGAUGAUAUGUCUCCCAUUGUCAUAAGAGUGCAUUAGCAAACGGCCCUGCUCCACUUGUAAAUGCACCAUUCAUAAAUUGAACUGCCUAGCAAUGACCUGUAGUAAUGUCCUACAUUGCAAGAGAUGCAAUUUUAAAUAGAAGAGAAACAGUGUUCUGAAUAGUGAGAUUACUCCAUAAAGGUACAAAAGAGAAACGUGUUUUGAGAUGUCAGUCGAUGUACGCAGCACAUGCUAAACAAAGUAUUUUGUGUUAUUGUAGUCUUCCUGCUGCAUCCCCUGGAAAGUUGGGUUAUUGUGCAAUAAAACAAGAGGGACUCCUG
Molecule: messenger RNA, 2326 nt
Organism: Toxotes jaculatrix (banded archerfish)
Lineage: Eukaryota; Metazoa; Chordata; Actinopteri; Toxotidae
Product: E3 ubiquitin-protein ligase MARCHF2-like
Exons: 5
Coding region: 430-1176 (248 amino acids)
Biological process (GO): protein ubiquitination
Molecular function (GO): ubiquitin-protein transferase activity; zinc ion binding
Source: RefSeq, a predicted model, not a curated record